AUGGAAGCACCGGAUUACUUUGUCGGUGGAUACUACGGUGCCGGAGGAAUCGACCAAUUCUCGCCGGAGAAGCGUUACGGUCACGGUAAUCACGGUUACAGUGAUCAGAAGCCUUGUGAGCCUUUUGCCAUUGAUGACCUGCUUGAUUUCUCCAAUGCUGACGCUAUUAUGUCAGAUGGUUUCUUCGACAGUAAUGUCGCCGGGAAUUCAACCGACUCUUCCACUGUUACCGCAAUUGAUAGCUGUAACUCGUCAGGCUCAGCCGGUGAUAACCGCUUUGCAGCCACAAUUGUUCCCUGUGGUUUCGCCGGUGAUGUUCAGCUAACCGGAGAACUCUGUGUUCCGUAUGACGAAAUGGCGGAAUUGGAAUGGCUUUCGAAUUUCGUGGAAGAUUCAUACUCCGCGGAGGAAGAAUUGAAAACACUGCAACUUCUCUCCGGUGCCGGCGCUGUUAAACCACAGACACCGGAGUCAUCCUCUUCCACCGACACGCUUCCUCCGUUUUCCGCUGAUGAAAGCUUACGCAACGCUUCCUUUCUCCGGCCGGAAACACCUCUCCCAGGGAAAGCUAGGAGCAAACGCUCACGCGCGGCUCCAGGAGACUGGUCCACGCGCCUACUUCAUCUCCCCGACGCGCCAGUUUCUCAGAUGAAGAUUAUGCCGGUGAAGAAGCGUGAGGAUCCGAAUGCAGAAUGCUCAGGGAGAAAAUGUCUGCAUUGCGGUACCGACAAGACGCCGCAGUGGCGAACCGGACCGAUGGGACCAAAAACUCUGUGCAAUGCUUGCGGCGUGAGGUUUAAGUCCGGUAGGUUGGUGCCGGAGUAUCGACCGGCGGCGAGUCCAACUUUCGUUUCGGCGAAGCAUUCGAAUUCGCAUAGGAAAGUUCUGGAACUGCGGAGACAGAAAGAGAUGCAGAGAUCACAGCAUCAACAAAUUCUAACUCACAGUUCAAUUUUCGGCGUAUCCAACGGUGGAGAUGAUUUCAUCAAUUAUCAUCAUCAUCAUCAUUGUGGGCCAGAGUUUAGGCAUGUUAUCUAG
Messenger RNA from Lathyrus sativus (Indian pea), 1038 nucleotides. NCBI's taxonomy places the organism in Eukaryota, Viridiplantae, Streptophyta, Magnoliopsida, Fabales, Fabaceae. The record is from the annotation of a GenBank genome assembly.